Asparagus officinalis (garden asparagus) is the source of this 2418-nucleotide messenger RNA. RefSeq names its product potassium channel KAT3-like. NCBI's taxonomy places the organism in Eukaryota, Viridiplantae, Streptophyta, Magnoliopsida, Asparagales, Asparagaceae. Gene Ontology annotation, biological process: transmembrane transport; potassium ion transport. The transcript is spliced from 11 exons. The record is from RefSeq and is a predicted model, not a curated record. Bases 135 to 2108 code for a protein of 657 amino acids. Gene Ontology annotation, cellular component: membrane. Gene Ontology annotation, molecular function: voltage-gated potassium channel activity.
UGAGAUUUUAACGCCUUCUUUAAUGAGCUUGACAUGCCUUUUAUAACCCCUUCGUGUAACCAUUCCUUCAAACCAUGAAAAUCCCAUAGUAUAAAUUCAUUCCUCCUAAGAGUUUCUGUCUUCUAAAGCAUUGCAUGCAAAUUACCAUGUCCCUCAAUUUAGUGCGAACAUACUUCAGGAGCUUCUUCAAUAACGUUCUCCGAGUAGAAAACGAUGAUUACACUUUCAAUGGUUAUCUUCUUCCAUCACUUGGAGCAACUAUAAACCAAUCUGUCAAGCUUAAAAAACAUACCAUUUCUCCAUAUGAUCCCCGUUACAGGGCUUGGGAGAUAUUUCUCAUCUUGUUGGUUGUCUACUCUGCUUGGGUCUGCCCAUUUGAAUUUGCUUUCCUCAGAUAUCUACCGGGAAUUUUUUUCCUUGUGGAUAACAUUGUCAAUAUAUUCUUUGCUAUUGAUAUUAUUAUGACUUUCUUUGUUGCUUAUAUUGAUGGAAAGUCUAAUCUUUUGGUGGAUGAUCAUAAGGGGAUUGCUGUCAGGUAUCUAUGUUCUUGGUUCAUCCUUGAUGUUUGUUCAACAAUCCCGUUCCAAUUACUUAGCCAACUUUUUACGGGAAAGGGUCAUGUUCUUAUUUUCAAAGUGCUUAGCAUGCUCAGGCUAUGGCGCCUUCAUCGUGUCAGCUCCCUCUUUGAAAGGAUUGAGAAGGAUAUCAGGUUCAACUAUAUUUCGACACGUUGCACAAAAGUUAUUGCAGUAACUCUAUUUGCAAUCCAUUGUGCUGGAUGCUUUAACUAUUUGAUUGCCGAUAAAUACCCUGAUUCAAAAAGUACAUGGAUAGGUGCAGUGAUACCUAAUUUCAAAGAAAAAAGUGUAUGGACCAGAUAUGUGGCCGCAAUAUACUGGUCCAUAACAACGCUCACAACAACAGGAUAUGGAGAUCUGCAUGCUGAAAAUACAGAAGAAAUGUUGUUUACUACUUUUUACAUGCUGUUCAAUUUGGGAUUAACGUCUUAUCUUAUCGGCAACAUAACAAAUCUUGUUGUGCAUGGCACUAGACGCACCUGUAAAUUUAGGGAUACUGUUCAAGCCGUAUCAGUAUUUUCGGCAAGAAAUCAAUUGCCAAAGUACAUAGAAGAUCAAAUUCUAUCUCAUGUUUGCCUAAGAUUCAGGACUGAGGAGCUGAAACAACAGGAGACCAUCGACAAUUUGCCAAAAGGCAUCCUUUUAAGCAUAAAAAACUACCUCUUCUCUCCAUUACUUGAAAGAGUUUAUCUUUUUCAUGGAGUCUCGUCUAACCUUAUUUUUCAACUGGUUGCAGAGAUAGAAAGCGAGUAUUUUCCACCAAGAGAGGAUGUGAUGUUGCAGAAUGAAGCUCCAACUGAUCUAUAUAUAUUGGUAUCAGGAGCGGUGGACAUUACAGAAACUGUGUGCUAUGUUGAACACGUUCGUGGACGGGCAGUGGCUGGGGAAAUGUUCGGGGAGAUAGGUGUUUUGCUAAGCACUCCUCAACCAUUCAACGUGCGAACUGUUGAGCUCUCACAAAUACUGAGGCUCAACAGAAAUAAACUUAUGACAAUACUUGAAGAAAAUAGAGAAGACGAGACUGUAGUCAUGAACAAUCUUUUCGAGAAGCUGAGGCUUCAGACAAGCUUAGUCCUAGAAGAUGGCAGCAGUCACAGAGAGAUCCCGACAACAGAUUCACUAACGAAGGCCGGGGAGAGAAAUGAGAACAAAAUGGCUUCAAAAGGGAAACAACAAAAGGAAAUGUCUGAAACGGGUAGGGUGGACAAGGUUACAAUAAGAACUCCUCGCCCAAAGGUAGUUGGCCACGCGAUUGACAAUGAAGUUGAUAGAUCGACGGCUAAGAGAGUAACGAUUCAUUUUCUAGGCACAGGCAUAGUAGGAGAAGAAAAAGGGAAGCUCAUUAAUCUACCCAGUUCUCUGGAGGAGCUCCUCAAGAUUGGUGGUGAGAAAUUCCCCGGUCGUCAUCCUGCAAAAGUGGUCACCAAAAAGAAUGCUGAGAUAGAUGACAUUAAUGUAGUUCGAGAUGGAGACCAGUUAUUUCUCCUCGAGAGGAUGGAUGAUGUCAACUCACAGCCGUUCAAUAUCUAAGGCAUAACCGAAUGCAAAAUUAUGUUACUUAUAGCUAUGUGCGAGGAGCAUAGAUAAAUAUAGAGUCAUACUAAUGUUAAAUUUGUAGCCAACAACUUAUUUGAAUAUAAAGAAAAAAAAAAGGAAAAUUAAGAUAAAUAAACAAACGUCAUAUGUUCUGAAAUCCAAUCUCGCUUGGCUCAAAAACAGAAGUUGCACGAUACUAAACUACAUCCAGUACAAAGAGAGCUACAAACUAAGGCCUAAAGUACCGAACAAUAUUUCUAUGUUUCAAAGAGAACCAUGCAAUAUAUAGCACAGAGAACGUAUA